This is a messenger RNA of Bubalus bubalis (water buffalo), 5920 nucleotides long. RefSeq names its product BTB domain containing 9 (gene BTBD9). Gene Ontology annotation, molecular function: protein binding. Lineage: Eukaryota; Metazoa; Chordata; Mammalia; Artiodactyla; Bovidae. The record is from RefSeq and is a predicted model, not a curated record. Bases 175 to 2220 code for a protein of 681 amino acids. Gene Ontology annotation, biological process: circadian behavior; adult locomotory behavior; modulation of chemical synaptic transmission. The transcript has 13 exons.
UGCGCGGCCACGGCGGUGUGCGUGAAAGCGGACGCGCGCCGCGGCGGCGGCGGCGGCGGCCGAGGGGGCGGUGGCUACGAGGUGGGUGCGGAGCGGGCGGAAGAGGCGUCCGUGCGGGCCGUGAGGUCGCAGAGGAACAUCGUGGGGAUCAACGACUAUCACCUGUUUUACAAGAUGAGUAACAGCCACCCUCUUCGCCCCUUUACUGCAGUGGGGGAGAUUGACCAUGUGCACAUUUUGUCUGAACAUAUUGGUGCCUUGUUGAUUGGGGAAGAAUAUGGCGACGUCACAUUUGUUGUGGAAAAGAAACGUUUUCCUGCCCACAGGGUAAUUUUAGCAGCAAGGUGCCAAUAUUUUCGAGCAUUACUGUAUGGUGGAAUGCGAGAAUCUCAGCCUGAAGCCGAAAUCCCUCUUCAAGACACCACUGCAGAAGCAUUCACAAUGCUGCUUAAAUACAUCUACACUGGGCGGGCGACGCUGACAGAUGAGAAGGAGGAGGUGCUGCUGGACUUUUUGAGCCUGGCUCAUAAAUACGGAUUUCCGGAGCUGGAGGAUUCCACCUCUGAGUACCUCUGCACCAUACUUAACAUUCAGAACGUCUGUAUGACUUUUGAUGUUGCCAGUCUCUACUCACUUCCCAAGUUAACUUGCAUGUGCUGCAUGUUUAUGGACAGAAAUGCUCAGGAGGUACUCUCAAGCGAAGGCUUCCUCUCCCUUUCUAAGACAGCACUUUUAAACAUCGUAUUAAGAGAUUCAUUUGCAGCUCCUGAAAAAGAUAUUUUCCUAGCCUUGUUAAAUUGGUGUAAGCAUAAUUCAAAUGAGAAUCAUGCUGAAAUCAUGCAGGCUGUGCGUUUGCCUCUGAUGAGCCUCACUGAACUUCUGAAUGUCGUGAGGCCUUCGGGACUGUUGUCUCCUGAUGCCAUCCUGGAUGCUAUUAAAGUUCGAUCAGAGAGCCGGGACAUGGACCUCAAUUAUAGAGGCAUGCUCAUACCAGAAGAAAACAUUGCAACUAUGAAGUAUGGAGCCCAGGUUGUGAAAGGGGAGCUGAAGUCUGCCUUAUUAGAUGGUGACACUCAGAAUUAUGAUUUGGAUCAUGGAUUUUCUAGGCACCCAAUUGAUGAUGACUGUCGUUCUGGCAUUGAGAUUAAGCUAGGUCAGCCGUCCAUUAUCAAUCAUAUACGGAUCCUCCUGUGGGACCGAGAUAGCCGGUCUUAUUCAUACUUCAUUGAAGUGUCAAUGGAUGAACUUGACUGGAUCAGAGUGAUUGAUCAUUCGCAGUAUUUGUGUCGUUCCUGGCAAAAGUUAUAUUUUCCAGCCCGUGUCUGCAGUUUUACUCCAUGCCCUGGGAGAUAUGACCACAGAUACCUCCUGAGGUAUAGCUCACAGCAUUGCCAGCACCGGGACUUUGGUUUUUCUCCCCCAGAAAAAUUUUCAAAGUUUUUCAAACAAAAGGCGUUGCUAUAUAACCUGAAAAUAAAAGCUCCGCACCCCUGCUCACCACCAUUUUCUAGUCCAGAGAAGAUGAUGGUCUCUCUUCCAUUCACCUCGGAUACUUCUUACUUGCUGUAUAUUCGAAUAGUUGGGACUCACAACACAGUGAAUAAGAUUUUUCACAUUGUGGCUUUUGAAUGUAUGUUUACAAACAAAACCUUCACUCUGGAGAAGGGGCUGAUAGUUCCCAUGGAGAAUGUCGCAACAAUCGCCGAUUGUGCCAGUGUGAUUGAAGGAGUCAGUCGGAGCCGAAAUGCCUUGCUGAAUGGGGACACUAAGAACUAUGACUGGGAUUCUGGUUAUACGUGUCAUCAGCUAGGAAGUGGUGCGAUUGUGGUUCAGCUGGCACAGCCCUACAUGAUCGGGUCAAUACGGUUAUUGCUGUGGGACUGUGACGACCGGAGCUACAGCUACUAUGUUGAGGUUUCCACCAACCAGCAGCAGUGGACCAUGGUGGCCGACAGAACCAAAGUCUCCUGCAAGUCCUGGCAGUCGGUAACUUUUGAAAGACGCCCAGCAUCCUUCAUCCGAAUCGUUGGAACACACAACACAGCAAACGAGGGAAGAGCAUCCACCAGGGGCUCCCUGCAGGCCAGCCUCCGCCCCUUCUCCUUUCCUAGGACGGGUUCUCAGCCACCCACCCUGACCCCUGGUGCCUGGACCCACGCAGCCUCCUCAGCCUGCCGUGUGACCACUGCCACUCCCAGUGGGACCCCCACACAUUUGUGAGGAGAGUCAGGAUCUGGUGUGGGUCCCCUGUGCUAAUCACAGGAUGGGGGGCCCUGGGUGCCCUGAGGGUCUGCCCUGACCUGACGGUGUCCCCUGAGCUGGAGCGAGCACAGCAUCAAAUAGCAGAUGAAAACCCUGGGGCACGUCAGGAGAGACCCUGGGAGAAAAGGAAAAGCUUUCUCUCUGCCUUCUGAAGGAGAGACGCUACAUUUCCAUUUUUCACUGAGCCCCACACAUUACACAGUGGGCCCUGGAUCGUGCGUUAUUUGUCAGAUGAGAGUUCUCCAGGGCACAUCAAGGUGCUUCUGGUUCUUUGAAAAGCAUUUUAAGCAGUGAAAAUAUUGUGAUAACGUAUAUUCAUUUUGCCUUUGUAUUUAUUUAGAAUAAAAAUGAUACACGCCCACAAUAUAUUUCUUGCAGAGAAGAGCUUAGAAACAGAAGCCUGAAACUUUUGCUUACCUUUUUAUUUCAAAACAAACCUGAAAAUUAUAAAAUAAAGAAAGCCAUUGAUAGUUUUUAAAGCACAAAAUUAAAGAAUUCUAAACAUCAGGUCAUAAAAACACUUUUUUAUUCUUUGAAGAUGUAACAGAAGUAUAAAUUUGAAUCUGUAUUUUAAUAGAUAUUUGAGCCCCAAACAAAACAUCAUAGUUUUAAAAUUUUACCAAUAAUUCUCAAUUUUUCUAACCACUUAAAUUACAUCUAUAUUACUAAAUUAGAAAACAAUUCGAACGUAUCUUUACUUAAUAGUAUAUGAAGCUAAAAUUAAAUAUUUUUAUUUGCAAUCCCUUGUUUCUUAUAUAAUGCAUUUUUUUUUAAGCCAUUUUAUUUUCUUUAGUUCCUGAAUGGGACUUUGUAAUUGUCAUUUAACAGUAGAAGGAAUUCUUAAGUCAGAGAAGGCUGAGAAGCACUGGAGCAAGUCAGGUCAGGGUCUUCUUCCAGGUCUUGACCCCCAGGCCCUCACUUCAGUGACCAGAGGAAUAAUUUCCCCUUACAGAACUAAAAAGCUGGCAUGCCAGAUCUCUCCCCAGUUAGUUUACAAAAAUAUCUGCAAGGAGCCCCAGCCACUUGGGACCUGCCAGUUUGGAGACUGGAGUCCCCAGUUUGAAUGGGUUGACUUAGGUCACUAAUUAGCUGGUGACCCCGUCAUAUCUAGCUGAUGAGCAACUUGCUCAGCUGCUUUAUCAAGUGAGUUAUUGAUCAGGAAGGAAAACCUCAGUGUGGUGUUGCCAACCUGGGAACAUCUCAAAUCAUAAAAUAAACAAUGACCGGGAUCACAAGGCAAGAUCCAUAAGCUGUGUCAUUCUCAGAGCAAACAAGAAGGCACAAGAGUUGAUUUCAUGGAGUAUCGGGGAUGUAGCACGGCCUCAAAGAGAACGUUCUUUAUUGCAGCAUACCAGUUCUGGGCGUCAUAUCCCCCUUCUUGGAGAUGGGCAGGAUGUGUGCAGAGGCAGAGGAGUGAGGGAAGGAGGGUGCCUGGGGUGGGUCGGUCAGGACUCCUGGGGGAACUGUGAUGGCACAGCCAGCAGGGAAAGCAGGCAGGGGGUCCAGGACAAGCCUGGUCCCGAGUCCCAUGUAGCCAGAACCACGCCAUGGAAGAUGGGUCAGGACGCCUCUUCCUUACAGUGGAGGACGGGGUGGAAGGCAGGCCAGGAUUCUUCAGUCUGUCCUGGCUUAUCUGCCAAGGGGCAUCAGUAGCCUGCAUUGACUCAGAGCCAGGACCUGUUUCCCUUUAGAUAGUGAAUGUUACCAGCCCACAGACUGUGCGAAUUUCAAGAAGUGUAGAUGGAGUUGGUUUCUAUCAUGAGAGGUAAGAUGGUGUGUGCAGAUAGGGAAAGAAGUGUGCCAGUUCUCCCAGGUAAGACUGUUUGCUGCAGGCACUGCCCCAUGCGGACAGGGUGUCAGAGCAGAGCCAGGUGGGGAAGUGCGACUUGGCACCCCUGUGAGUUGAAGAGCAUUCGGCAGGAGGGCAGGCUGUCUGGGCAAAGGUGGGAAGGUGGCGCGUGUACGUGGCUGUAACUGCUGGCAACUCUGGGGAUGUGGCAACAGGAAGGGUCCAGAGCUAAAGUCCUUGGGGAUUUCUUGCCUGACGUGGUCACGUGUCUGUGUCGCUCUAGUCAGCCUGUCCUCCCCGCACCAGGCUAGACAUCUGGCCGCAGGCUAAUCCCCGCCCCGCUCCCCUGCCCCCAACCCCUCCACCAGGGCCAGCUCUUGGGUGAUGACCACCAGGCAGGCUACGGGCAUUCAGAUUUCUUGGUCACCUGUCCGGGCACGCUUCUGAUUUCCUCGGCAUUUCAUGCCUCUCCUUUGGGAAGCGCGUGUCUGCUGUUGGCAUCUGUCUCUCAUCUUCCUUUGUGAGCACCAGGCAAUGAAUUCAUUUAAUUUUUUAGCUACAUUUACGACUUCUAUCAAUAAAUUCCCUUAAUGUUUACCUGUCGAAGACAGUGCCACUUGGCUCCAGUGACCUCCUGCUUCUUGUCUGCUCAGCAUUUCCUUGUCGUCUAUCUCAACUUCUCAGAACGUUUUUCCUUUCAUUGCCCACCAGGGAGCCUAUCAUCCUACCCCUCCUCCUUGGCUCUGCCCCUAGACGCGCCCCUCCCUCUGCCACUCGGAGGGGAGGCGGCUUUCCCAUCCUCCUCUCACGCUCAGCACUAGACGACAGGCACAUGUCGGUUUGUCUGUCAGCGAGUCCCUCCCCUCCCAACCUGCUCUCCUUCAGUUAUUUUCAUUCAUCUGAUUUUCCCUGAUGCCUAGAGCCGAAAAGGUCUCUCUGGCUUUUUCCUCCAUCACUUUCUACUGGUCUAGUCGCCAGUGCAGCUGCGAGGUCCUUCCAGCCCACCUGCCUUGACUGCUGCCUGACUCUGAGCUACUUGGGAGGCAGACGUGGCUCUCCUGCCUGCAGGAGGUUAGAAACGGCCUUGUGGACAGGACCACAAACAUCCUGGAGGAUCUGAAGUUUCCACUCAUACCCACACAGCAGCCGUGCUGGUUCUGAUGCGGCGUCUCUCACAAACCUUUCAUUCGCAUUCAGCUAGUCACCGCAGAAGAGCAGCAAAGGCACGCUGCUUCGUCCUUAAGGAGGUGUCAGUCUGUCAGCCUGUUUCUUCUUAUGCCUGUUUCGCUUAUGCCCGUUUCUUAUUUUGGCUUUGAUGAAGCCUGGUUGGAGAGCAGGUUGUGGAGUGAUUUUUCAGGAGGUAGGGACCUCAGGGGCACAAGCAGUCCCACGGGCUAGAAAGGACUUAUAGGAAAAGCUUCCUUUCCGCAAUAUGGAACGAUCAAGUUCCUGCUCACAAGAACCAACAGGAAAGAAAGCCUUUGCCGAGUCAGUAACAGAGAGUGAGGAUGGGGUGGACAGUCUGUAGGCAGCUGUCAGGGCUCCAGUUAUGUGUUGAACUUAUGUAGCUGAGGAAAGAGGCAGUGUAGUAAUUUUUUGUCUCAUGUCCUGGCCCUAACUUGGGCCCGGCACAUGUGCGCACAGAGUACCUGCUUCCUGAGUUAGCGGAUGAAUGAUUCAGUCUGUCCGUCCAUCGCUCCCUCUCCCCAUCAGGUAGCCAAAUAAAGGAAAAGAUUCAGUGAAACAACUUCUCAUCCCCGCAGUCCUUGGGGAUGAACAUCACAGCGUGUCCAAAGAUAGAAGCCAGCACAGAAGAAUCCAUGUAGUGGGGUUACAUUCAUACAAAUGUCAGAAACUAAGCUAUGACAU